Molecule: messenger RNA, 2587 nt
Organism: Abrus precatorius (Indian licorice)
Lineage: Eukaryota; Viridiplantae; Streptophyta; Magnoliopsida; Fabales; Fabaceae
Exons: 8
Coding region: 512-2251 (579 amino acids)
Biological process (GO): chloroplast organization
Cellular component (GO): chloroplast outer membrane
Source: RefSeq, a predicted model, not a curated record
AUGUUGCAAAAGACAAAGAAUGAAUGGGAUUUUCAUUCCCUCUUUUUCUAGUAGAAUCUAACCGUACCUUACGAGUCAUCAUGUCCUUAGGCUUUAGAUGUGAGGCACUUUCGUUUGGGUGGCCAAGUUAAGAACCAAGCUUUAAGCUUUUCCACCCCAUUUUAAAACAAGGUGAUUCUGCGAGUGUCACUCAACUCACUGCACUACAAUGUGCAUUUAAUUGAGAAGAAAAAAGAAUAAAGAAACAGCAAAAGCUCUUCAUUACACAACUUGUGUUGAGUCACUGAGGUGAAGUGGGUGGUGUCAGUGUUCAUCAAUGGCCACCACAUACUAUCACUGAUUGUGUGUGUGUAUGUGUGUGUGUGUGUGUCACUCAUCUUCAACACACGAAGGUGUUGCUUGAAUCCUGUGUCUUUUCUAGGUAGUUGUUACUACUUCAACCACCACGCAUGUUGCCACUUCCAACAAUCCCACCAUUUCACUGACACAAAACCCCAUUUUCACAAGAGCCAUGAAGCAAAAUUCGCCACCUCCACCACCCCCGCCACCUCCAACAACAACAACAACAACAAAAAAUGUGUUGAAGCUUCCGACCAAUUUAACUCCAUUACGGUUCAGACCUUCUUCCAAGUCCAAAGAGCCUCCAAAGACGCCACCAGAGGUUGUCAAUGUCAAUGGGGUGGUGUCAGUAUCAUCAAGGAGAGCUAAGUCUGUGACUCCAGAAUUGAAGAACAAUUCAAGGGUCAAAAGGGGUCUUGUUAUGAACAAGGCCAAACCCAAUGAUGAGGUUUUGGGAACCCAAAAGGGUAGGGAAGUUGAAGAGGCCAAGGUUGUGGCUCGUUUUGUGAGUCGCCAUGUUGUAGAACAGUUUGCUAGAACAAGGAGUGGGGUUGCGGAUUUUGCUUUCAAGAGGGAUAAAGUGGACCCUGAUGAGAAGAAUAAGAAGGAAUUGAUGGAGAAGCUUGAGGUGAGUGAGAGUUUGAUCAAGAAUCUGCAGUCUGAGGUGCUUGCAUUGAAGGCUGAGUUGGAUAAAGUUAAGAGCUUGAAUGUGGAGUUGGAGUCUCACAAGAAGAAACUCACUGAGGAUCUUGCUGCUGCUGAAGCUAAGGUGGUAACUCUGGGUGGCAGUGAAAAGGAGCCAAUUGGAGAAAAUCAGAGCCCCAAGUUUAAACACAUUCAGAAACUCAUUGCUGACAAAUUGGAACGGUCUAUAGUGAAAAAGGAAUCCAGUACUGAUGGAUGCUUUGUUAAAGCACCAAUUCCUGCACCAACAGCAAUUCUUGCCAUUCCUGAUGCUACAACUAAAAGUAUACAAAGAAAGCCUACACCAAACCCAUGCCCGCCGCCACCUCCACCACCAAUACCACCAUCAAUCCCUUCUAGGCCUUUAGCAAAAGCAAAUAACACCCAGAAGGCACCUGGAUUUAUGAAAUUGUUUCACUCGCUAAAGAAUCAAGAAGGGUUGAAAAGCACAAAAGGAUCAGUUAAACCAGAGAAACCAGUGGCUGUCAAUGUACACAGUAGCAUUGUUGGAGAAAUUCAAAAUCGUUCUGCUCAUCUUUUAGCAAUAAGGGCAGACAUCGAAACAAAAGGAGAGUUCAUUAAUGACCUUAUAAAAAAGGUGGUAGAAGCAGCCUACACGAAUAUUGAAGAUGUUUUAAAUUUUGUUAAUUGGCUCGAUGGGAAACUCUCAUCAUUGGCUGACGAGCGUGCAGUCUUGAAGCAUUUUAAUUGGCCUGAGAGGAAAGCUGAUGCCAUGCGUGAAGCUGCAGUUGAGUAUCGUGAACUUAAAUUGCUAGAACAAGAAAUUUCCUCCUUCAAGGAUGACCCUGAAAUUCCAUGCGGAGCUUCCUUGAGAAAAAUGGCCAGCCUAUUAGACAAGUCUGAGUGCAGCAUACAAAGGCUAAUCAAGUUGCGAAAUUCUGUAAUGCGAUCAUAUCAAGAGUAUAAAAUUCCAACUGCUUGGAUGCUUGAUUCUGGAAUCAUGACCAAGAUAAAGCAGGCUUCCAUGACUCUGGUCAAGAUGUACAUGAAAAGAGUGACAAUGGAGCUUGGAUCAGCUCGGAACUCAGACAGACAAUCUAGUCAAGAAUCCCUUCUGCUUCAGGGCAUGCAUUUUGCAUAUAGAGCUCAUCAGUUUGCUGGAGGUUUGGAUGCUGAAACUUUGUGUGCUUUUGAGGAGAUAAGGCAACAUGUACCAGGACACUUAGCAGGGUCUCGAGAACUUUUGGCUGGCAUAGCAUCUUCAUGAGAGGACUAAGAUAUGUUAUGCUUUCUUUUCCUUAUCUCCAAUGUUCAACACUAAUAACCAUUCAGGAGAAUAAGAUGGAACAUGAAGAGAUUCUGAAGAAAGAACAUUACAUGGAGUAGUUGAGCAAGUCAAGUAGCUAAUUUGCACUCCUAUGGUUACAAACUACCAGCUUCCCAUUGUCUUUUCUGUGAAUAGAAUCUUCAUGGUCAUCGAGGUUAACUAGUUUUUAUUUUGGGUAAAAUAUGUUUUCAAUUUCUGUAAAUAUGGUUAAAUUGGAUUGAUUUUAAUCUUUCAAAUUUUUUUGCUAAUUUUAAUUUUUAUGAAAUUUAAUUUUUU